CGCAUGCGCGCAAGAAUUGUAAACAUGAACAAUUAAUUUGGAGGAUGAAACACUCGUACACUCCUUUAGCAAACGGAAUGGAAAACGACCCCGAGGUUGCAUUUAGUGUCAAUCGGAGAGACAUCGAAUCGACAGAGAAUCAUUGCAAGAUGACGAAUGGAAAUGGAAUCGAACCCAAAAGAAUGAGAUACCCAUUUUGCGUUGUUUGGACGCCAAUCCCCUUUCUAACGUGGUUAUUCCCAUUUAUUGGUCACAUGGGUAUUGCAACGUCACAGGGAAUCAUCAGGGAUUUUGCUGCUCCAUAUUAUGUAUCGGAGAAUGACAUGGCUUUUGGCAGACCUACCAAAUACUGGAUUCUGGAAUCGUCACAAGCUAAACCAGGAACAUGGGAUACGUCUGUACAUGAAGCCUCAGAGGAAUAUAAAAAUAGAAUGCAUAAUCUCUUUUGCGACAACUGUCACUCACACGUUGCGAUGGCUCUGAAUCUUAUGAAGUAUAAAGGCAGUACAUCAUGGAACAUGAUUAAACUUUGCUUCUUGAUGCUCAUUUAUGGAAAAUAUGUUGGAUUUGGUGGAUUUUUAAAGACGUGGCUGCCUGCAGUUAUCCUGUAUGGGACCAUAAUCACCCUUGUUCUUGUCUUUAUUUAGAUCCUUAAAAGCACAUUGUCGUUAGUUUUCACAGGAAUUUGCCCCCUUUGGAUGCUUAAUCUGUAAAAACUGAUAUCAAUCAUGCAGAUUUAUAACCAGUAGAUAUUGUGUAAUGCCACUGGAAAUUGCCUUUUGGUAAAUUCAAAACCUCACUUUCCCUGGCCUGGCAGUUAAUGCAGGCUUAGCAGGCUUGGCCAAAGAAUUUCUCACGGGUUCACCAAGUUUGCUUUGCCCCCCAAAAUCUCUAUUGCAGGCCUUUCCAAUGCCUAUUUUUUCUUUUCAUUUUCAGAUUUGGUGGGAUCAGCAAAAAAAAAUUUACUCCCCUUAAAAGCUGAUCUUUGCACAUAUGACUCUGACUCUUUCAAAAUCCUCACAUCUGCAACUCUGUAUUUUUUCUCACAUACACUAGUUAUAUUUACUUGUAUUUUCAUUAAUACAACUGUAGGCUAUGUAAAUUCAUGGUACACUACAAGAUUAAGAAGUUCCAACAUGUUUACUGUAAUGUCUCUCUGGUAGGAAGUGAAUGUUUUCCCAGUUAUAAAAUCAGGAAAUUCACAAUAGUAUCACCAUUCUGAAAUAGUUAUAGCAUUCAUAGUAAAUGCAUUAUGCAUCCCCAUAAGUCACCUUCAGUGGUGGAUCAAGGGGGGGGGGGCACAUCUGGCCCAUGCCCCCCCCCUCUCUUUGAGAGCCAUAAUCAAUAAU
Molecule: messenger RNA, 1349 nt
Organism: Lytechinus variegatus (green sea urchin)
Lineage: Eukaryota; Metazoa; Echinodermata; Echinoidea; Temnopleuroida; Toxopneustidae
Product: transmembrane protein 222-like
Exons: 5
Coding region: 45-647 (200 amino acids)
Source: RefSeq, a predicted model, not a curated record